CUGAGCAUUAGCUAAUCCGACCCAGCUGGGCUUGCUCUGGACCUGGGAUGGCUCUGGACAUCAGCUGCUUCUUUUUAGUGGCGCUCUUUUCAGCCAGCUGUGAAGCCAUCGCCUCCUCAGAUCUGACGUGCACUGAGAAAGAAACCAACAAAACAUACAACUGUGAAAAUUUAGGUCUCAGUGAAAUUCCUGGCACUCUCCCAAACUCAACAGAAUGUCUGGAGUUCAGCUUUAAUUUCUUGCCUACAAUUCAAAAUACAACCUUCAGCAGACUCGUAAAUCUCACCUUUCUGGAUUUAACCAGGUGCCAGAUUUACUGGAUACAUGAAGAUACCUUCCAAAGCCAGCAUCAGCUAGACACACUUGUGCUAACUGCAAACCCGCUGAUAUUUAUGGCAGAAACAGCACUGAAUGGGCCCGCGGCACUGAAGCACCUGUUCUUCACCCAAACAGGAAUGUCCAGUCUGGACUUUAUCCCCGUGCACAAUUUGGAAAGCUUGGAAAGUUUACAUCUUGGAAGUAACCAUAUUUCCUCCAUUAAGCUCCCCAAAAACUUCCCCACAGAGAAGCUGAAGGUUCUCGAUUUUCAAAAUAAUGCCAUCCAUUACCUAUCUAAAGAAGAUAUGGAAUCUCUACGGCACGCCACUAACUUGAGCCUCAACUUAAAGGGAAAUGACAUUACAAGGAUAGAGCCUGGGGCUUUCAAGUCAACUGUCUUCCAAAGUUUGGACUUUGGAGGGACUCUCGACUUGCUGGUUAUAUUCAGGGGUUUGCAAAACUCUACUGUUCAGUUGCUCUGGCUGGGGACAUUUGAGGACAUUGAUGAUAAAGAAAUUAGUUCCUCGGUGUUCGAGGGCCUCUGUGAAAUGUCAGUUGAGAGCAUCAACCUGCAGAAGCAUCACUUCCUCAACAUCUCCUCGAAUACAUUCCACUGCUUCACCAGCCUCCAGGAGCUGGACCUGACAGCCACUCACCUGAGACAAUUACCCUCCGGGAUUGUGGGGCUACACAACCUCAAGAAAUUAGUUCUCAGCGCAAACAAGUUUGAUGACCUGUGUCAAAUCAGUGCUGCCAGCUUCCCCUCCCUUACACACCUUUACAUCAAAGGCAAUGAGAAGAAACUUGCCCUUGGUACUGGCUGUUUAGACAACCUAGAAAAUCUUCGUCUGCUUGAUCUAAGCCACGAUGACAUCGAAACUUCUGACUGCUGCAACCUGCAACUCAAAAACCUGUCUCACUUACAAAGCCUGAACUUGAGCUACAAUGAACCCCUGGGCCUAAGGACCGAGGCGUUCCAAGAAUGUCCCCAGCUAGAACUCCUGGAUUUGGCGUUUACCCAAUUACAUGUUAAUGCUGCACAAAGUCCCUUCCAGAACCUCCAUCUCCUAAAGGUUCUCAAUCUCUCCCACUGCCUCCUUGACACCAGCAAUCAGCAUCUUCUCGAUGGCCUGCCAGCACUCCAGCACCUGAACUUACAGGGAAACCGAUUUCCAAAUGGAAAUAUUCCAAAGACCAACCCGCUUCAGAUCCUAGAGAGCCUAGAAAUCCUGAUGUUAUCAUUCUGUGAUCUCUCCUCCAUAGACCCGCAGGCCUUUGCUCAGCUUAAGAUGAUGAAUCAUGUAGAUCUGAGCCACAACAGGCUGACAUCCAGUAGCAUCGAGGCUCUUAGUCAUCUUAAGGGGCUAUACCUCAAUCUAGCUUCGAACAGCAUUAGCACCAUCCCCCCUGACCUCCUUCCCAUCCUGUCCCAGCAGAAAACCAUUAAUUUAAGACAGAAUCCCCUGGACUGCACUUGCUCGAAUGUUUACUUUUUGGAAUGGUAUAAAGAAAACAUGCACAGAGUCGAGGACAUAGAGGCCACUCUUUGUGCAAAUCCUCCAUUGCUGCGGGGAGUCAGGCUAUCUGAUGUCACCCUGUCAUGCAGUAUCACAGCUGUGGGCAUUUUCUUUCUCAUCGUAUUCUUGCUUUUGUUCACCGUUGCGUUGAUUUUCGCAGUGAAAUAUUUUCUCAGGUGGAAAUACCAACACAUUUAGCUCAAGGUUUCCAGAGAAGGCAGAUAAACGGUUUUAUCAGAAUUGUCCUAAGUAAAGGAAAUGUCAUCCACAGGUGACCAGACUUUUCUGGUUCCUAGUGCUGGGCUGGGGUUCCUUGAGCUUUUCCGAACAUGUCUUACUCAUUUGAAUCUCCCAUGAUGCUGUGGUUAGAGGCCCAUGCACUGCUGUGUGAGACAGAGCCACUUCCUCCUGUGAAAAGUGACCCACAACCACUGAACCCCCGAUCUGAACCCCACCCAUCUGAGAAAAGAGAGCAACAUGCCUCAGUGCCCCCACCCUCUGCCCAACCCGGCUAUGCUGGGGCCAACCCUGUCUUUCUCUCUCUCUCUAACUUCUAACAUUUUGCUUGAGGCUGAGCUCCCUGUAAUUGAGCCAUUUGGGAAAGUUAGGCCCAACAAAUUCUCAAUGCUCAUUUCAAAUGACAAAAGGUAAAAAAAUACAAUGAAUUUAAAAGACAAGACAAAGUAAUAAA
Microtus oregoni (creeping vole) is the source of this 2526-nucleotide messenger RNA. RefSeq names its product CD180 molecule (gene Cd180). Gene Ontology annotation, molecular function: protein binding. Gene Ontology annotation, biological process: positive regulation of lipopolysaccharide-mediated signaling pathway; cellular response to lipopolysaccharide; B cell proliferation involved in immune response. The coding region runs from base 48 to 2033 and encodes 661 amino acids. Gene Ontology annotation, cellular component: extracellular matrix. The record is from RefSeq and is a predicted model, not a curated record. NCBI's taxonomy places the organism in Eukaryota, Metazoa, Chordata, Mammalia, Rodentia, Cricetidae. The transcript is spliced from 3 exons.